UCGUAAUGAAGCAACGGGGAACCUCACAGAACGCUGCCCUCGUACAGAUUCUCUUGAUUCCCCUAAAAACUAGUUGGUAAUUCUGACAGCUGUCCAGAACCUAAAUGACUUGCCAUUUGCUUUCGUUCUCCCCAGUAUUUGCUUUUUUUGAAAAAUCGUCAUUAUUUGCCUUAAGAUGGUGAUGCCAUAGACGCAAUUAAUCUGUUGAAGCUUUUGAUGUAACGGUACCAGCUGUCAGCAGUUCAUAGACCUGAAAGCGAUUCAAUUGAAAAGAUAGUGACGUGCCCAUAUCAGCGUUUCUUUACGAGUAACCGCCACUACAUAGACUGGAUUUACGGCAGUAAUUCGGGAGCGAGUGAUUGACCAUCAGCAGCAGACGACUUGCCAGUGACGGUGCGAUUCAGCUGUGUUUGUGCUUGGGUGUGAGUCGCUUGUCCGUGAUAAACUCGAAAUCGAAGUGUUGGAAUGGCUUCAGUUUUGGCCCCAGAGUUACCCCCAAGAGGCUUUUCCUUCGAAAAUUGCAAACGCAAUGAGUUCCUUGCAGCGAAAGGCACUUCUAUACCCAAAGCGAUGAAAACAGGAACUACGAUUGUCGGUGUUGUCUACAAGGACGGCGUGAUUCUGGGUUCUGAUACGCGUGCGACAUCUGGCAACAUUGUGGCCACGAAAAAUUGCAAAAAGCUGCACUAUAUGCAUAAGAAGAUAUAUUGUGCAGGCGCAGGUACCGCUGCAGACUGCAGUAUGGUGAACAAAAUGAUCAGCUCUCAGUUAGCGCUUCACGCGUUGAACACUGGACGUGAACCGCGUGUUUGCACCUUGGUUCGAAUUCUCAAGCAGUAUCUCUUCCGAUACCAAGGUCAUGUCGGAUGUGCCCUGAUUAUUGGAGGCGUUGAUUCAACGGGACCCCAUCUGCACUCGAUCAGUCCUCACGGCUUUACGAUGGAGCUACCGUACUUGACAAUGGGCUCCGGAUGUCUAAACGCAAUCACCGUCCUCGAGCUGGGGUGGCAACCUGACAUGGAGCUAGAAGCAGCAAAAAAGUUAUGCCGUGACGCCUUGGCAUCUGGCAUAAUGAAUGACUUGGCUUCGGGUUCAAAUGCUGAUCUUGUAGUGAUUACGCAGGCAGGCGCUCAGAUCCUGCGCCCGUAUGAGGUUAUUCAGGAAAAGGGCGAGCACGCCGGAAUUUACAGCUAUGCGAAGGGGACGACUAGAGUUAUUGAAACUAAGGUGAUUCCAUUCGACAUAGAGAGCAACGUCGUUCGAACGACUUCGGAAGCUGAACCUAUGGACAUUUAAGUCACCGAAGUUAAUCGGAGUUAAUUAAUUCUUAUAGAUGAACUCAGUUGGAAAUUUCAAUAAAAAUGGAAACAUUAAAUUUUGGUUUAUUGUUC
Molecule: messenger RNA, 1391 nt
Organism: Varroa destructor (honeybee mite)
Lineage: Eukaryota; Metazoa; Arthropoda; Arachnida; Mesostigmata; Varroidae
Product: proteasome subunit beta type-7-like
Cellular component (GO): proteasome core complex; cytoplasm
Source: RefSeq, a predicted model, not a curated record